Messenger RNA from Mya arenaria, 4799 nucleotides. RefSeq names its product centrosomal protein of 120 kDa-like. The record is from RefSeq and is a predicted model, not a curated record. Lineage: Eukaryota; Metazoa; Mollusca; Bivalvia; Myida; Myidae. Gene Ontology annotation, cellular component: centriole; centrosome. Bases 91 to 3102 code for a protein of 1003 amino acids. The transcript is spliced from 22 exons. Gene Ontology annotation, biological process: positive regulation of centriole elongation; interkinetic nuclear migration; centrosome cycle.
GUCAAGUAUGGCGGCUGUUUUCAAAACAAACUAGUUAAUUCUAUGAAAGAAGGGCCCUAUCACUGUCUGUCCGUAUUGAUUUAAAAAGAAAUGGUGGAAAAAGGCAGAUUUUUGGUAGUUGUUGCCGUUCUUGAAGGAAGAAGAUUUCCUAAAAGACCACGGCACCAGCUAGUUGUUGAAGCUAAGUUUGAUGGUGAAGUGUUAACUACAGACCCUGUAGACCAUGUAGAAAAUCCAGACGUUACCCAGGAGCUUGCCUGGGAGCUGGACAAGAAAGGCCUUCAACAACACAGACUUCAGAGGACAUCAAUCAAGAUCCAAUGCUAUGCUCUUGACACAUCAACAUCUGUCAAGGAGGCAAUAGGCUAUGUCGUGCUAGACCUCAGAUCUGCACACAACAAACAGACAUCUAAAUGGUACCCACUUUUGCUUGGAAAGUACCAAAAGAAUAAACCAGAAAUUCGCCUUGGCCUUUAUCUGGAUGAAGACAAAACAACAGAAGAAAACACAAGUUUUAAGGCAAAGGAAGCACCAGCGAGAUUGAUAGAGGAGACUCCCCUAAAAGACAAGAAUGCCAAUCAGUUAAAGCCUGUGUUAAAUGAGGAGGAGGGGUUCUAUCAGUUAGGGCCACCGAAACAAUGUGCAGAUCAAUUUGUCCUUUCUGUUACCAUAGCUACUGCCAGCAACCUUGCACAGCUUAUACCUAGCACAAUGGCGUUACCUCAAGGCGGUGGAUACUUUUUCUACUUCUCUUUGUUUGGCAAUGAUGUGACAAACGAGGUGUUUAACGACCUUAUCAACCCCCAAUUCCCGGCAGAGAGAGCAUCUGUCCGCAUACGCAGCAGUGUAGAGGCCAUCCGCAUGUUCUUUAGCAGUCAACCAGGACUGCAGGUUCACCUGUGUUGUGGUGACCAGUCACUAGGGAGAGCAGAGGUCCCACUUAAUUCCUUGUUAAAGAAAAACAGCACAGAGAUCUACAUGAAACCUGUGUCUGUUGAAGGUUCAUUUGAGCUGGUUCCCCCAAACAAAGCUAAGCAGCAGAUGUCGGCUGUGCCGGGCGGUCUUUCUCCAGUUGUUGGACUCUCCGUGGUCCUCCGUAAGGAAGACAUGGCUAUGCGGAGCCCUGUGAAGGAAGGAGCACCCUCCCCAAUACGAUCUGUCCCCCACUCACCUAGAUCACCAGUCCAUAAACAUCAACCCCACCCUGAACACAGAUCCCCUGGGAAGGGAGAAAGGCCUCAGGGUCCCUCGUCUCCAACACUCCAGAGGGGUGGGGCAGAGGCGAGUGAGUAUGAGGAUGACUUCGAAGUUGCCACCCAUGACAAUGUCAGCAGUAUUGAGGAGGAUAAACAAAAAGCUCAAAAGAAAUCCAAGGAUCCAGACCAGACAGAAGUAAUGAAGCCUGCUAGUAGAGGAGCCCAAACUGGGGCAAGCCCUGGAGGCCCGGUUCCACACCUGUCUGACUCAACGUCCACCACCCAGCACCAUGUGGCCAUACCCCCACAGAGCCACCACUUUGCCUUCUCCAUAGACCUUCGUAGUGUCCGCAGUCUUGAUAACAGCAACACACAACAUGUCUUCUUGAGGUACACCUAUCCAUUCUUCGGGAGUGCAGCCCCUAUCCUGACCCACCCUCCUGUUGAGAUACGGAAGGGAAUGGAGGUUCUCCUGCCCCAGUCCUUCUGUGCUUUUGAUUUCGCCUGCAACAUGCAGCAACUCCAGGAGACAUUCCUCAGGGUGCCUUUGAUGGUAGAGUUGUGGAACAGAGACAGACAGCUAUCCAAGGACGUGUUCCUCGGAGCAGCCCGCCUUCCCCUCGCUGAUGUCAUUGUUGCAGAGAAAACAAAACAAAUGAACCAGUCUGGAAGCAGUGGCUGGAAACAGUUGUACAGCAAUAAAGUACCAGCCAUAUCUAAUGAAAGCCCUGGGAAGCCUAUUGGUGAGAUAUCAUUCGUGUUAAGUCUCGAGGACUGGGGUCCCAUUAGUACACAGCAGAUUGUGGUUGCCAAACCAGAGUCAUCAGGGACAAUGGGUAUAGCAGAGAACCAGCCGCCGACACAAUCACCAAGGGAGACAGAAGAAUACAAGGCCGCUCUUGAACUUGAGAUGUGGAAGGAGGAACAGGAACAUGUCUUUGAAAAUCAGUUGAAGCAGAAGGAGAUGAUGUACAUGAAGGCUUUGGCUGAGGAGUGGAAGAAACGGGACCGCGAGAGGGAACUACUCAUGAAGAAAAAGUUGACAGAGUAUGCACAGUUGGAGGAGCAGCUGAGGAAGACCUUGCUCGACCUUGAGAAACGUGAAAAACAGCUUGCAGCAAAUGAACAGGAGGUGAUGCGAUUGAAGGCAGACCUACAGCGUGACCACGACCGAAAGCUCCAGGAGAUGAAGGAAGCCUCACGACGUAUGAAGGAUGACUGUGAUCACCUCGUAGACCUUGAAAAGGGUAAAAGCAAGGAACUGGAGAGUUUGAUUCAAAGAUAUAAAGAUGAGUUGACAGAGGCUGAGAAGCGGAAGGCAAAGGUUGAGAAGGACUUUACAGUGUACAAGGAGGAGCUUAACACAAAGCCUGAAGUGCGACUUCAGUCAGAGAUUAACCUCCUUACUCUCGAGAAGGUUGAGUUGGAGCGUAAGAUGGAUGCAGUGACCAAAUCUAAGCUCCACUACAAGCAGCAAUGGGGCCGGGCGCUCAAGGAGCUGGCCAGGCUUAAACAGAAGGAGCAGGCUCAGGCCAAGGCCAGUCUCGUUAAACAACAACAGGAGUUGGAGCACAUGCGUCUUCGUUACCUGGCUGCUGAGGAAAAGGAUGUGGUGAACACAGAUAAACAGGAGCUGGAAGACAUCAAGCAUGAACUGAACAAGUUGAAGCUGAUGGAGGAAGAUCGGUUGAAGGGUGACGGGAUGUCACCACGGGAGACAGUGGGGGUGAAGAGUGGGGUGGACUGCGGGGACAUGGACAGGGUGGAGGAACACAUAUCCCGUCUUAUAGAGGAGCGAGACACACUGCUCCGCACAGGCGUGUACAACACACAAGACAAGAUUAUAGCAGAGCUGGAUAGACAGAUCCGAGAAGCCUUGGCAAACAGAAAACUGAACAAUGUGUGACACAGGCUCAAUAUUGGUGUCCAGGAUAUAAGUGUAUUCGUAGUAAGGAAUGUGCCACAUUUUAUUAACUGCAUGAAGAGGUGAAUGCAUUUAGAAGUGCAGAUUCACUCAUUUAGAUAUGAAAUUGCCUAAAGAUAAUUUAAAAUGUUUAUAUUUAUAACAGGUAUCUGAUAUCUUACAUUUCUUCAUAUUAUAUAAAUGUAUGCAAAUGACUGUGAUUUAUUUUAAUUAUAUUUUAGUUUUUUAUGUUAUUCUGUAAAAAUGGCUGUUUAGAAGUAAAUGUGUAAAACAUAGGUGUUGUUUUUAUUUGCUUUAAAAAGGUUUACAAAACAAGAGGGCCGGUAGGGUAAAAUUGUUAUUGUCAAUUUGUUGGAGAUUUUCAAAAUACAUUGUACUGCAUAAAAGAGACUCGCUCAUGUUUUGGCACCAACAAUAAGCUUUCCCAGUAAGGCCAUCAUUUUUUAAUAAUCUGAUUUACAAACCCGCCGACCCAAGUUUUUGCUAGAAUGAAAUAAAAAUAAAAGAGAUCAUCAACUGUUUUAUUUUUACUUUGCCCGCCGACCCGAAAAAUUGGGAGCAAAUAAAAUAAAAUAACUUCUUGGAAAAAUUAAAUUAGCUUUACAUGAUCAUUAAAAAAACAACUCGCAGACUUCAUUUCCGAGUAUUAAACCUAUAUCACGGGUUUCACUGGUGAUUGGAAGCUGACAUUCGGCUAUCCAUCGACAUUCUCUACAGCUUUGUGAUCGCCGAGCUGCUACGGCGACGUCAUUGUCGACAACCCACGGAAAUUUCCGAACGACUCCGUUACACAGAUAACAUUGCAGCUUGUUAGCCGAGGAGAUUCGAUUGCGGUGAGGAUGUGGUAAAGCCCGGAGCCUGAACUCGUCUAUUCCACGACGCUCUGUGCUAAACAUAGGCCCUGUGCAUAAUGUUGCAAAAAUUCUAACUUGAUUGUCUGCCAAUUACACGUUAAGUUUUUCGUCCAUCAACUGUGCUUCAAAAGAAAGAAAAAAUGCAUUCUUCGACUAGUUUUAACGAAUUCGCAAAACAUAUCCGCAUUUCGAGCAUCGAUGCCGUGUUUUAGUAUAACCAUCAAGGGAGGUGACUCUGAAUAUCGUCUGCAAUGGCGGCAUCGUCAGCUACUUGUUAUUUUAAAGUGAAAACAAUCCUCAACAAAACAGAAACAUCGACAAUCCAGGCCAUCAACCUUAACCAAUCGUUGUCGGAGUUCGCAUCUGCUUAUUUAGUAGACAAAGACGUCCAUAUCGAGCGUGCGGCCGGGGAUGAUGCGGACACGGAUUUAAACACGCCGUUUUGGGUUCUGAAUGAUUUCGGGUAAUUGAAUUUAAAAAAUACACGCCUUUUCAUUUAGAGAAAUAUUCCAGUUGAAACUUUUUACAAAACGCAAUUUAUUGUCGGGAUUAACAAUGAUGCAACGACUCGGUUAAUAUUUCCCCAAAUUAAUGCGAGUUAGGCUGAGAGUGAGAUGAAUAUACGGUACUGAUGACCCUCAAUACCGAUGGGCUAUGAAUAACAUUAUUUAAAGUGACGAGUUUACGGACAUUUGAAUGGAUUCAUUUUUAAUUUAAAAAAAAACAUAUCAAAGAAGAUGAUGGAGCCAUUUGAAGUAAAACUGUUUCUAUUUACAUGUUUAUCAAACUUCAUGACAGAUUUUGACUUGUGAUUUGGAUUUACGC